AUGGAUGUGGAACGACUAAUAGAAGAAGUUCGUAAGUUUCCUGUUCUUUACGAUCAGCGAAGUGAAAACUACAGGAAUAUCGAGUACAAAGACAGAGUUUGGAAGACAACUGCAACAGAUCAACAAGCCAAAGGAACGGACCGGAGCAUGGCCAUCACUCGUCCGACGCUUGGUCCUGACAUGGCCCGGACGUGUGUGUCCCGACCUACAUGCAGACAUUUGAGGGCCUACAUGGCAGAACGAGAAAUAGUUUCCAAUGUUCCUUACACGCAAGACAAUAAUGAGCAUAAACAAGAAUCAAACACAGAUUCCCAAGAGGAGCAGUCUAUUGUUGAAAACGAAAAAGAGUCUACACAAGAAGACAUUGCAUAUGAAGAAUGGAUCAUUAAAACCCAGGGACACACCACUUCAUCAGCUGUGAAGGAAAACACUAACAGAACACAAAAAUCACUAGCUACACAAGUAAAUGACUGGGUGGUGGUAAAAUAUGACAAUUCAUAUUUUCCUGGUAAUAUUACUAAAAUUGAAAAUGGUGAGUUUAAAUUUGAUGUUAUGUUCCCAAAAUGUGAAGAAGACUGGCUGAGAAUUGCAAGUGAUUUUGAAAGCAAAUGGCAGUUCCCUCACUGUUUAGGAGCUAUUGAUGGGAAACACAUCAGAAUUGUACCUCCUAAAGAAAGUGGAUCGUUUUUCUUCAAUUAUAAGAAAACAAAUAGUGUCGUCUUAAUGGCUGUAGCUAAUGCAAAUUAUGAAUUUGUGUACUGUGAUGUGGGAACAAAUGGGAGAGUAUCCGAUGGAGGGGUUCUGCAGAACACUAAAUUUUAUGAACUUCUUGUUAAUAAUAGUUUAAAAAUUCCUCAACCUCAACGAAUUGCAAAUUCGCAGGAAAUAGGCCUAAUGGAGUAUGUUUUUGUUGGUGAUGAUGCCUUCGCAAUUCGCAAAGAUUUAAUGAAGCCAUAUCGUCAAGAAAAAUUAUCAAAGGAAGAAAGACUCUUUAAUUACCGUCUCUCUAGGGCACGCAGAGUUGUUGAAAAUACGUUUGGAAUAUUGGCAUCAAGGUUCCGUAUUUUCCAUACAACCAUAAACUUGAAGCUGGAGAAUAUUGACACUGUGGUAUUAACUUGCUGUGUUUUACACAACUUUUUGCGCAGAAGAAACCCGCAAUUUUACACACCAUAUGAGUCACUGGAUCGCGAAAAUAUCAACGAAUGUUCUCUUGAACUGGGCGAAAGAUGUGACGAAGAAAUUAUGCACGCCCUGCAGCGUGGAAGAAGUGGACAAAUUUUUGAAAGCGCAAAAACUGUUAGAAAUAAAUAUAAACAUUAUUUCAGUACUACUGGAGCUGUUCCAUGGCAGGAUGGAUUUGUAUCGUAAUAAACUUUGUGUUGUAAAACAUGGACAAGUA
Messenger RNA from Schistocerca serialis cubense, 1402 nucleotides. RefSeq lists its product as uncharacterized. The record is from RefSeq and is a predicted model, not a curated record. The transcript is spliced from 4 exons. The coding region runs from base 1 to 1371 and encodes 456 amino acids. NCBI's taxonomy places the organism in Eukaryota, Metazoa, Arthropoda, Insecta, Orthoptera, Acrididae.